AUGCCUUAUCUCAUUUGGUUUAGUAGUCAUAACAAAUAUGAUGACUGUAAAAUUAGUGAAUUAAAUUCUUUGUUGGAAAUCUACGGAUAUGGAAAGGAGUACGAUAAAAAGGGAAAAGAAAAAGGAAAGGAAAAAGAAAAUGAUAGAGAGAAGAAGGAAGAAUAUAAUAUGAAUCAGAUAGAAUUAUUCGAAACAGUAAAAAAAAGCUGUGAUAGAAAAAAUAGAGAAUGGGAAGAGAAAUUUAAGAUUAGUAGGAUGAUUACAAAUAAGUUUAGAAAUGAGGUAUUUCUUAAAAUAAAUAUAUCAGAAGAAGAUUUAUGGGUAAAUGUAAUAUCAAGGAGUGUUUUAAUAAAAGGUGUUAUUGAAUUAUGGAGUGAAGGGAAUUCAUAUAAUGAAAUAUUAAAAGAAUUAUUAUUAAAAAAAGAUUUAUUUGAAAAAACAUUGAAAGAUAAGAAAUGGUGUUUUUGUUUUAAUUCAUAUGGAAAAAUAAUUAAUCAAGAAGAAAAAGUAGACAAAAUGAAUUUUUUUAAAAUAUUAUUAGAACCAUAUACAAAUAUUGAUUUAAUGAAUCCCCAAGUACAAAUUGGAUUAAUUGAGGAAUAUGAACAAGAAAGUAAUCAUUCCCAUAUUUUAAAAAGAGUGUAUUUUGGAAAAUGUAUUGCACUUCGUAGAAAUCAAUAUAUGAAUAAUAUAAAUAAAUUAAAAAAUGAUCAUAAAAUAAUUGGAAAACCAAAAAUAGCUUGGUGGACUUCAUAUGCAUUAAAUAAAAGACCAAUAUUAGGACCGACUACAACAGAUAAUGAUUUAGCAUUUAUUAUGUGUAAUAUAGCAAAAAUAAAAAAAGGUGAUAUUGUAUUAGAUCCUUUUGUUGGUUCAGGUGGUUUAUUAAUAACAAGUUCGAUUUUUGGUGCUAUAUGUAUUGGUAAUGAUAUUGAUAUAAGAUUAUUAAAAGGCUAUAAAUUAUCUUAUUUAAAUCCUCAUAUGAAGCAUAAAAGUAAUAAUAAAUCAAUAUUUGAAAAUUUUUUAUAUUAUAAUUUAAAUAUACCAGAAAUUAUUGUAUCUGAUAAUUCAAAUCCUACUUGGAACUUUUUUCAUAAGCCAUGGGUUGAUGCUAUAAUUACAGAUCCACCAUAUGGAAAUAGAGCAACUGUAAGGAUAUGUGUAAAUAAUAAUGUAGAAAUGAAUAAUGUGCAAAAUAGGGAUAUAUUACCUAUAUGUGUAGAAAAUGAACAAAGUAUAAAUGAAUAUAAUAAUAAUAAUUUAUGUAGUAGUGAAGAAAAAUUAAAAAAGAAAGAAAAAAAUAUUUCAAAUGCAAAAACUAUUACAUAUAAUUGUACUUCAGCUGUAAAAGAUUUAUUAAAUAUUGCAUCAAAUGUUCUAGUUGAUAAUGGUAUGUUAGUUUUUUUGUUUCCUGUACAAUUAGAUACAAUACAAGAAGAAAUAAAUAUUUUAAAACAUUCUGAUUUUUAUUUAAUUUCUUAUGAUUUGCAAACAUUUACUCCCAUUACAGGAAGACUAAUAGUAUCAAUGCAGAGAAAGGCAAGAAAGGUAUAA
This is a messenger RNA of Plasmodium falciparum 3D7, 1554 nucleotides long. Its product is annotated as TRM11 family SAM-dependent methyltransferase. NCBI's taxonomy places the organism in Eukaryota, Apicomplexa, Aconoidasida, Haemosporida, Plasmodiidae. Gene Ontology annotation, molecular function: methyltransferase activity; tRNA (guanine(18)-2'-O-ribose)-methyltransferase activity; nucleic acid binding. The record is from RefSeq and is a predicted model, not a curated record. Gene Ontology annotation, cellular component: tRNA methyltransferase complex.